Messenger RNA from Eimeria tenella, 543 nucleotides. Its product is annotated as glycyl-tRNA synthetase, putative. Gene Ontology annotation, biological process: glycyl-tRNA aminoacylation. The record is from RefSeq and is a predicted model, not a curated record. Gene Ontology annotation, molecular function: ATP binding; glycine-tRNA ligase activity. The transcript has 5 exons. Bases 1 to 543 code for a protein of 180 amino acids. Lineage: Eukaryota; Apicomplexa; Conoidasida; Eucoccidiorida; Eimeriidae. Gene Ontology annotation, cellular component: cytoplasm.
AUGAUGGAAGUCCCCCUUAGCCGCAGGACCAGCAGCAGCAGCAGCAGCAGCAGCAGCGACAGCAGCAGAAGCAGCAGCAGCAGCAGUGACCUAGAUCGCAAGUCCGAAGAAAGCCUCUUUCUGCGGCCUGAGACAGCGCAGAACAUUUUUGUUAACUUCAAGUUGCUGCUGCCGCCCCACAGCAGCAAAAAGCUUCCUUUUGGCCUCGCCCAAGAAGGCCGAGUUUACAGAAAUGAAAUUUGCUGCUCCCGCAGCAGCUUUUUGCUGCGCCUCAGGGAGUUCCGACAAUUCGAAAUUGAGUACUUCGUGGCCCCCGACGCCGACGUGGGGGCUCUGCUGGAUUUGUGGGCUUCGCACAUUUUGGACUUUCUGCUGUCUGUUGGGCUUCCGGGGGACCGCCUGAGGACUCGGGAGACACCGGAGUGGGAGUUGCCGCACUACGCGCUGAGGCGUCGGGCCAAAGCCUGCAGCUGCAGCAGCAGCAGCAGCAGCAGCAGCAGCGGCAGCCACAGAGCAGCAACGCCAAGGUGCUGCCGCAUGUAA